Messenger RNA from Trematosphaeria pertusa, 789 nucleotides. RefSeq names its product kinase-like protein. Bases 1 to 789 code for a protein of 262 amino acids. Gene Ontology annotation, molecular function: protein kinase activity; ATP binding. Gene Ontology annotation, biological process: protein phosphorylation. The record is from RefSeq and is a predicted model, not a curated record. NCBI's taxonomy places the organism in Eukaryota, Fungi, Ascomycota, Dothideomycetes, Pleosporales, Trematosphaeriaceae. The transcript has a single exon.
AUGGCUUACUGCAUCCGCUAUGCGACAGGAUUCGAUUCCAAUGACAUCGUUGGCUGGGGAACAACUGGCAUGGUGUGCCUAGACAAAGCGUCGCAAACGGUCAUCAAGACCGCUCACGACCAGGACACUGAGGAUAGGAUUGCCGUUGAGAAGGCCAUCUAUGAGCGAUUCAAGCAGCGCGGUGGGCAUCAUGGGCUACUUAAAUAUUACGGUCAAUACGACUCCGGUAUCCGCCUCGAGUAUGCUCCAAAAUGGAACCUCUCUAGCUAUCUUAACAAGCACCCCGAGGUAGAUGGUGAGCAGAGGCUACACUGGGGGUAUCAGAUUACAGACGCCCUCUAUUACGCUCAUACUUCGAAGGUUAUCCACGGCGAUCUAACUCUCAACAACGUCUUCUUAACCGACAACCUUAACGCGAAGCUAGCAGACUUUGGCGGCUCGUCCCUAGAUGGAUCCCCUCUACUUGUCAUCGCAAAUGCCAGCCAUCGAUAUCCAGGUCCUAGGCAAUCUAUCCCUGCCGACCUCUUUGCUCUAGGCUCUGUCCUCUACCAUCUCAUGACCGGGGUGAAUCCCUAUCAGGACCUCCUGGAUCAAGGGCACGACGACGAGAUUCAGACAUUGAUCCAAAACGGCGAAUUCCCGGAGACAGACUCUCUCGGGCCAGUUGGAACGAUAAUCACAAAAUGCUGGCGAGCUAUAUAUACCAGCGCUGCUGAUGUCCGCAAGGAUAUAGAAGGUAUGAGUGCUGACUGGGGAUCCUUGUUCACUUCGAUGGGAAGUACCAACUGA